AUGCCUUCCAUCUCCAUCCGUCCCGCUUCCACCGCCACAGAUGACGGACUGCGUCUGCUCCGAAACUUUGACAGUCAGCUGCCCUUUCUAUCUUCAAUCGGCAGCAGCGCGCAAUGGGGCAGUUCUUCAAGAAGCGACCAAGAAGAUCAGCGGGCCAAGUAUCGGGGUAAAGUCGAAAGCAGCGAGCGAGGCUGGGACCAUGCAUGGAGUCGAGACUGGGUCAGAGCCUACAUCGCCGAGGUUGAGAUCAAACGGGAGGACCUCUCGUCCGAAUUGCUCGAGCUCGCCACCGAUACUAGUGAAAGUACGACCGCCGCCGUUCGACUGCCAGUUGCAGGCAUGAUCCUCCAAGGCCAGUCGGCUGAUUACGUCCGGGAUAUUGUGCCAGAAAACGACGACAACGAUCCCUUCAUCUACGUGUUGUACCUAUUGAGCGACAGAAGAACGGCGCCACAUGGGAAAGGUGCAGGAGCGGCGUUGAUCUCUCACGCGAAGGACGAAGCACGGAAACUCGGCAUCAGGCGUCUUUGCCUUGAUUGUUGGAGAGGGAACGAUAACAGGCUUGUGCAGUAA
Molecule: messenger RNA, 573 nt
Organism: Capronia epimyces CBS 606.96
Lineage: Eukaryota; Fungi; Ascomycota; Eurotiomycetes; Chaetothyriales; Herpotrichiellaceae
Exons: 1
Coding region: 1-573 (190 amino acids)
Source: RefSeq, a predicted model, not a curated record